Megalops cyprinoides (Indo-Pacific tarpon) is the source of this 3630-nucleotide messenger RNA. RefSeq names its product proline-rich extensin-like protein EPR1. Bases 235 to 2622 code for a protein of 795 amino acids. The transcript has 5 exons. The record is from RefSeq and is a predicted model, not a curated record. Lineage: Eukaryota; Metazoa; Chordata; Actinopteri; Elopiformes; Megalopidae.
CUGUCGAGUAACGAAGGGGAGGGCAAGGAGGCGGAGGCCAUUUUACCCAUCCAGUUUCCCAAGGCAAAGAGAAAGGGAAAAGCACCAAAGCAGAGAACUGCGUGAAUCCAUCUGUUUAAAACCUUAACGCUGACAGCUUCCUUAAUCAGCACUCUUGUUUUUAAAAACCAUAAUAUAAAAUGAACUGUGACUUGUGAUUUUUAACGCAAUAAGGAUUACUAAAGGAGAUAAAAUAUGAAGAAAGGCACUUUUAAUCAUUUUCUGGGUCGGAAGAACCAGUCGCUCUUCGACACCAAAAUUGAAAUUAAGGAUCUCGACAAUGUAGAAUUGGUGUUGGACUCCUCUGCUAUCCCUGAGUCAGGCACAGCCAAAGUGAGGGCCAGACCGACAGUCAAACAUUACAAUUCACAGUACAGCACACCCUCCUCAGAUGUCGUGCAAGGGUUCGCCGUCCCAACCCCGAAAGUGCCCCUUCUGCCCCCUGUCAAUGGACCAGCAGCAAAUGGGACAGGAAACCAAGGGAACCUCUCCAAUGGACAGUCCAUGGUUGUUCCUGACUUGGAAGAAGGGGAGAUAUUCAUUCCACCGCCCCCUUCCAUGGCACCUCCACCCCCUCCUUCAGUAUUCAUACCUCCCCCGGUUGAGUUCUCCUAUGAACCCCCCCAAUUUGAAGACCCAGCUUCCUUACAGCCACCACCCAUGCCUCCCCCGAAGCCCCCAUCACCAGCCCCCAGCCAAGAGCCUGACCUUGCCUCUCUUAAGCCCCCACCAAUGGCACCCCCAAAACCUCCCUCUGAUCCAUCCACUGCCAAAGUCUCUGCACCUAUUUCAACCCCACCGACUAAUGACCCACAUAUUACAGAGUGUCCCAAUUUUGCCCCUCCUCAACCCCCAAAGCCUUCUGUAGAGAGACCCACAGUUACACCGCCCAAGAGCCAGAAAGUUCCCCCUCCAAAGCCAACAAGGCUUUCCUCUAUAUCCAGCAUGGAGGGAUUGCCCUCAGUGCCAGCUCCAGCUCAUGUCCCCAUGCCUUCCAGCUUCAACCCCCAACAAACAGCCAAGAUCUACAACCUGCCUAAGACUAGCAUCCUGAGUGGGCAGCUGGACCGUGAGAAGAAGCAGAAGCCCAUCUUACUCCUACAGGACUCUGAUGCCACUGAUGCCAUCCCAGUCCAGGUAAAUGGGCAGGUGCCUUCAGACGCCAAGGGUCUUGACUCAGCCAAGCCCCUGGAGCCUCCUGCGAAGCCAGCCCGGAGAAACAGCAGUGGCAUCCAGCUGGAAAAGGAUCUGCAGGAGUUCAAGGAGAAUUUGCAGUCCGCUGUCCCUAGUGAGGCGACUAAGACCGACGCUUCGGAUGCCAUGCCACUGGAAGCAACUCAAGAUACUGACAAGCCUGCCCAAGCGCACCCUUCCCCAAUUCCUUCCCCCAAACUCGAGAAGGCACCGGCCAUCUCGCCUCCGUCAGAGACAAGCUUAGUCAUUCCCCAAGCUGAGUCACAUAGCAGGAGUUGUAAGUAUGCUCCAUAUGUCAGCCGCAAUCUGUACCACCGCAGAGCCAAUGAGACAUCUGCGUCGAGUUCCACCUCACCCAUGGCUCUCCUGCUGGCUGCUAAAGAGCGAGAAAAGCAAAGGUCCUCUCUGUCCAGGGAAAACAGUUCCAAAAGGAACAGUUACAGUGAGCCGAGCACAGUCAGUAUCCACCACAGUCAGUCCAUGCCCAACUCAUUCACAGUCGUUCCCAGGUCUACUUCAUUCUCAUCUGCGGGCUUGCGGGAAACUCCGGCCUCCACGAUUCCCUCCAGGCCCACAUCUGCCACCAGCCUGGUUGCAGAGCUCCUGGAGAAACAUGACACUGAGGCUGCCCCCACCACGCCAUCCCCUACCUGCGUCAAGGAUGAGGAGGAGGGAGAGGAGCUUUGUGUGCCCUUCAUCCCACCCCCUCCGGAAUUUGCCAACUCAGACACAGAGGAAGAGAGCUGCCCAGAGCCUCCCCCAAGCUUCCCUCCCCCCGACCCACCCACACAGAAGGUCAGUCCCUCCUCUUCAACUCCUGCAUCCCAGCCUCCCCAAGUAAAGGCUCCCACCCCUCCCCCAAAACCCAAGGCUGGAAAACCCCCAGCUCCUCCAAAGCUCCCUGUUCCAAAGCCCGAGGUUGAGGUGAAGCCAAAGCCAGUCUGCCAGGACAAACCGAAGCCAGCCCCUCCUCCUGCCCCCACCCCAGCAGCAUCCUCCCUUGCUGCCAGCCAGGCAACUCUGUUGAGCAUCUUGCAGAAGAAGAUGCUGGAGAUGGACCAGAAGCACUCAUUCAAGGAGGUCAACAGCAGCAACGACGACUGGGGCUCGCCGUUGUCAGACGAGGAGAGCGCAGUUCCGGCCAAGCCCAGCCCCUUGCCAAAAAGCAAGAGCGCAAACACCCUUUCAGCCCCACCCUCGAAGGCCCCUGGCCUGGACAUGAAAGAACUGGAGAGAAAAGUUGCCAAAAAAGCUCAGGACUUGUCCAACUCUGCAAAAUCUGCCACCAGCAAUGGGUCACAGUCAAAGCAGCCUUAUGGCAUGACCUUUACAGUACGACCGGGAAGCAAACAACCCAUCACCCCUGUCACCAGAGGGGAGUCUCCUUGAGGACACAGAGAGCGUUCCGGGCCAUUCCUGACCUGCACGUGUGACAUUUGAACUUGUCUUACCCCCACAAUCUGUCUGUCACAGGAACAGACAGUGUGAAGAAAAUAUGUACUGCUGCAAAGAUGGGGGCAAUUAACCAAGUUAACUAAAGAACUAAUAGCACUUACAAGAAGGAUUGAGAUUUUAACCACUCCAUAAAGAGAGGAUCCUGAGAACGUGCACGAUUCUUAUUAUUCUUUAAGCUAAAUCUGAACAACAUGUUGCUUAACCUUAAAAGGUUUCGGUCUAAUUGUAUGUGCCUAUGAUCAAAGUGCCAAGUCUUUGGACCAUGUCAGCUCUGCUUUCGGCAAUAUACCUGAUAACCUUGGCUGCUGCAGUUUUUAUCAGCAUGACUAGUAAACACUGGCUCAUUGUUAUGACAAGAGGAAAUCAGAUACAGUCCCUGUGGGCAAACUACUGCCCAGACUGUGUUUGGAAAUGUGUAUCGUUUUUGUAACCAGAUCUCUGCUGUUGAAAUCAAGGUGAAAGUUUUAUUUAUAACCUCCUGAUUCCACUCGUUCUUCAGUCAUUCAAAUGUAAAUACGAGGGUUUUCUCACUGCUGGGUUGGGGGGGGUUUAAGACGCUGCUGUAGAAAUGCAAAGGAUCUGACAGGAAUCAAAAGAUGUCUAGAAAUCAGAAAUGGUGACGAUUUGUCCCUAGCUCUUUGGGAUGCAUCAUCAGUGGUUACAUCGCAAUGUUUACAAUGAAGGUGGGGCAAGUAUUGAACAUUACCAAGACAUGAAGUAAAUGACUUCUGGACAGGAAGUUGAAGUGUUACUGUCGGGAUAGGUUUUGCCCAAACAUGUGACAAAUAGUUUGCAUGCGUUUGGUCAUAUUUUAUCUCGAGCAAUUCCUACAUGGAUAAACUGUAAACUGUAAAAAAAAAAAAAGAUGUAAGAGGCUGUCUGCAGUGGGGGUUUCGCUGGUAAUACCCUGUGCAUGCUGUUGUGUAUAUCCAGGAUAUUAAA